Molecule: messenger RNA, 2684 nt
Organism: Telopea speciosissima
Lineage: Eukaryota; Viridiplantae; Streptophyta; Magnoliopsida; Proteales; Proteaceae
Exons: 4
Coding region: 63-2684 (873 amino acids)
Biological process (GO): regulation of transcription by RNA polymerase II
Cellular component (GO): piccolo histone acetyltransferase complex
Source: RefSeq, a predicted model, not a curated record
UACACAGUACUGAAUCGCUGAUACUGGCACGGUUUUGGUCCGAUGAUUUCCUUUCUCUAAGCAUGGGAGUAUGUGUUGAACCUUCUGAAUCUGAGUCCAGGAGGUUUUUUCGCCAACUCUACGAUUUGGAGGAGUUGAAGAUAGGUUCGAGUGUUCUCCCCUUUCAGAAUCUUCCACCCAUGCCGUCAGUCGGUAUGAGAUUGUCAACUAGGGUAUUUGUGCCAAAAUCAGUUGUGAAAGAUGCGGAUGGGACGAGGGUUUUACGAUCUGGGAGACGGUUGUGGUCUGAAUCUGCUGACGGGAAGCCAGAGAAAUGUUCAGAAGCUGAGGUGUGGUUUCGGCUGCUUGGUCAUUCUGGUGAUGCGGAUGAUGUUCUCUAUUGCAAGGAAAAUGGGUGGCACAAUGUUGUAGCUGGGAAAAGAGUAGCUCUGAAACUUUUGGAUAGGGAAAUGGUGCUAGAAUCUAUGAAUAACAGGCAUGGGGCUUCCACGGCAGAUGAGAGUGUAGAUAAGAUGUACGGCACCGUGUACCAUCGAAAACGUCAAAGAUUAGGGGUGAACAAGUCUUUUGAGUCUUCACUUCCUUCAGAUGGAGGAGGCAGGGUUUCGGAGGAUCGAAUGUAUGGGAUUCCCUUUGUCCGUAAACAGCGGGGACAGAGACCAACUGAGUCUUCUUCGACUGCUUUAUCAGGGGAAAUGGGAGUUCUGGAAGAUAUCAAAGAACACCAGGUCCUGCCGUGUAAUCUUGGAUUCCUACAGCAAGAUAUGCUCAACAGAUUUUUUCGUCAAGCUAUGGUUUUUAUGGUUGCUAAACCCACGUUUAGUAGUAACUGCCGCUUUGCUUGCCUUCUGAAUUCUAUUCUGAGCUACAUGAUGCGGACCAGAGUGCUAUUGUCAGAGCUUACAGCGUUUUUGUCCGCUAAGCCGAUUUCUCAAGCUUUCUCCCUUAACGGCAUUCACUUGUUGCAUGAUCAUCCAUGCAGCAUUACACUGAAAAAUGAUGUCUUGGCAUCUGGAAUUUGCAAGAUAUUUGAGGCCUCGGGUUUCACACCUCUGUUCUCAUUGGAUUUUCUUUCAGUUCCCCGUGCAUUUAUGUAUCUGCAUUCCAGUAAGCACCUGGGGUCCAUUUAUCUACCUAAUGUUCUUCUUAGGUACCUGAUGGGUUUGUAUGCAAAAGCACGGAGAUUCUCCAACAGCCAAAGUUUCCUGGCGUGUAUUCCUAGUAAGAUUGGUCUUUCUGGAAGCAAGAUUAUGACUUCUGGAAAUACUUCUAUCGGAAAGAAAAAAGUGGAUUUUAUUGGUAGAGCUCCCAAAUCAGCUUGCUGUGGUGGAAGUUAUGGAUUGAAUCCUCACAGUAUUCAGAAGAAGAGUAGCCUGGGGUAUGUGAGAGGUAUAAAUCUUUCAAUUGCAGAGUUGCAGAGUUCUUGUAAUGUUGUAGGUGGUGAUUUGCUAAGCAGUAUGGAUGAUUGCACUUCCUCCUCUUUGCAUGUAUCUAAUCGCAAGCAUCGGAGGUGUAUGAGUGAUGGUUUGGGAGAAAAUAUGAAGGACCUGAAGUCAACCUUGGUUGAAUUGAGGCAAAACAUGGAUUCACUAUAUUGUAGUGCAAACCUAUUGGUUAUUGAGCCAGACAAAUGCUAUAGGGAAGAGGGAGUUGAGGUUUCAUUGGAACUGUCAACUUCAAAUAAUUGGCUGAUUGCUGUGAGGAGACACGGUUCCUUAAGAUGCUGCGGUAAAGCCCAAAAUGUGAUGAGACCCAGUACAUCAAAUCGUUUCACCCAUGCCAUGAUAUGGGCAGGGUUAAAUGGUUGGAAGUUAGAGUUUACUGACAGACGAGAGUGGUUGAUCUUUAAGGAACUUCACAAGGAAUGCUAUGAUCGUAGUAUGCAGACUCCCUCAGUUAGAAUACUCCCUGUGCCUGGAGUUCAUGAAGUACCAGGAAAUGGGGACAGUAACUGUAUUCCCUUUGUGCGACCUGAGAGAUACAUCACUAUGAAAGAGGAUGAGGUGGCAAGGGCAUUGAUAAGGACAACAACGAAUUAUGAUAUUCAAUCUGAUGAUGAGGAAUUUUUGAACAAUUUCAAUAAUGAAUUUUAUUGUGGAGAUAAUGUUGGAUCUGGGUGUAUCUUAGUGUACAAUUUUGAGAAAAUUAUAGAUACGUUUGAGAAAACUGCAUAUUGCAGGCCUGAUGAUGUCGCUGAUGAGAUUAAAGCUGUCAAUCUUUGUUUAAAUUUGGGAAGAAAGGAAGUGUUGGUGGCUAUCUACAAUCACUGGGUUAAAAAGCGAAAACAAAAAAGCUCAGCACUGAUUAGGGUAUUCCAGUGUCAUCCCCCAAGGAGAGCGCAACUAAUCCAAAAACCAUUUCUGCGAAAGAAAAGGUCAUUCAAGAGGACAGGUAGCCAAUAUGGAAGCGGAAAACAGCCAAGAUUUUUACAAGCCAUGGCAGAGGAGCAUGAUGUCAUGGCAGCCAGGCAUCGAGUUGAAGAAGCCAAAAGCUCUGCAAGAAGAUCUUUGGAGGUGGCUAUGCUCAAGCGACAGAGAGCACAGACUCUCAUGGAGAAUGCGGACUUGGCAACUUACAAGGCCACCAUUGCAUUGAGGCUUGCAGAAGCAAUUCAGAGAUCAGAGCUGCAGGAUGCUCCCACUCCCGCUCCUACUGCCACUGCCGUGACCUCUUUCAUUGAUUGA